GUAACCAUCUUAAACAUCUUGUGUGUGCGUGCAUAGAAAUUUUGAUAUGAACUCUGCACAGUAAACCUGAAUGUAUAGCUCUUUUCUAAAAGCUGGCUAGAGGAGCUAAUCUUUGAACAGGUGUGGCUGAGCAGCCGCCUAAAGGCAAAUAUUUGAUGAUCAAGUGACGUCUAACGUAAAAUGAAGGCUACUGCAGUGGGCAGGGCUGCAGCAGUCAUCUCAUUAUAAAUUUGGUUAUUCAACAUGUUCUAGUUCUCAUUGACUUUUAGCUUAUACAGCGUUUGUUUUAUAAUUUAUCCUUCUUUUAUGUCUGUGUUUGUUUUAUUAUAUUACAAAUUAGCCUACCAAACGAAUUGUCGAGCUCAGGGGAUCCUAUUACAGAUGACGUCAUGCUCUGCCAGUCAGGAGGAAGAACGAGGAAGAGUGGACACAUUGAUGGCCUUAAUAAUGCAAUACAAUAAAAAUACAACUGAAACCCAAAGGAGCAAAUUGGCAGACAGAUCACGAUGGAAUGAAAAGUGUGACAACUAGCCCCGCUCUCCCAUAUAGGUUUAAGAAUUUCUCACACUCAAGGCUUAUUUUGCACUGUAAAUUCAUAUUGAGCCAGUCUAUUGUGACAACCCUGCAAGCUUUUACAUAUUGCCUUUAGUAUUUGAAGAACCAUGGAAUUCCAGUUCCAAUUAGCCAAAAUAGAAGUUCCAGUUCCAGUUCCAGUUCCAGUAGAACCUAGAAAAACAGACCCCCUAAUAAAAUGCAUCAAAGACAACAAGUCAAAGAAAUUCCGCAAAUUAAUAGGAGGCAGGGACAUCAAUGGUCUUUACGCUUCUGAAGACUUGAAUGAUGAUAUCACCCUACUGACAGCAGCGGUUGUAUAUAGGAAAGAUGUUUUUUGUUUUUAUCUGCUUGAAAAUUCUGCUGAUCCCAACAAACACUCAACAAAAGGACUAGCUCCGCUUCACUAUGCUGCAAUUACACCUGGAGUUCCAUUGAGUAUUGUGAAACGAAUACUUGCAGCAAAAGCUAAUCCAAAUGGACAUAAAUUACAGAUUUUUACUCCAUUUCAAUACGCUGUUGAUUAUGGCCGUGAAGACAUUGUGAAAGCACUAAUAGAAGCUGGAGCUUCAGCUGUAAUGAACUAUGGAAGGAAUCCACCACUUGAUAAAAAAGUGGACAACAUGUCCAGUCGAUUAUCAAUACAGAGGGAAGAUUUUGAGAAAGUGCAGAUAUUUCUCUCUUUUUCUCAUGCUGUCACAAAGAACGACCAGAGAGAAGUUUUCAAAUCCUUUGAGAAACAUUUCUUUAAAGAGCACCCUGUAUUUCAUACAAUUCUGUUUGAAGGGUACUUUGGUGUCAUUGGUCAAGGUGCUGAGAUGUAUUGUCAGAGUGCCAUCAAGUGGUUAAAAGAGACUAAGAGUGCAGACAGAUACAUUAAGGAAAUCAUCAAGCGCUUUCCAAGAAUACCUCAGGAGAAUUGUGUGGUUGCACUAAACUGCUUAAAUGCUGCUUUGUGUGUCAUUGAAAGAAUUUCUUCUGAGGUAUUCAGUGAGCUUGUGCCAGUUCUGACAAACAGUUUCCAGCACUUUGCAAACCCACAAGGAGAAAUUGUCAAUCAUAUGAUACUAAAAAUACUCAAUGUCAUGAUGCAAAAGACCUCUGAUCAAAAACUGAGUACAAACCAUUUUGUCUAUGAGAAGUUAUCCAAAGAUCUGUUGCCUCUCACAGAUGCUAAUUAUUCAAGUCUAAUUGGAGUUUGGACCUAUGGAUUGUUUGCCUAUAUAUAUGACUUUGCUCCAGAAAUUGUUGGAAUGUCUGGAUUGCCCUUAGUACCAGAGAGGAUACUUUGCUCUGCAGAGCUAGAGAUGGAUGAAGUCAUGAAAAAAAAGCUGCAGAAGUUGAACUUAUCACUCAGACAUCCAACGGGUUCAAGUGCUGUGGAUAGUUUAUUUGAGGAGAAUGAUGCUGCUCCUCCAACAUGCAGGAAAAAGAAGAAAAAGAAGAAGAAAAAACUCCAGCAAGAGGUGGCGUCACAAGAAGGGGAGCAGCGAGAUGCAAAGACUCCCAUAGAGGAGACAAAUUCAAGUGUGCAUCCAUUCGAACUGCCUAUUGAGAAUCUACCAGUGCCAAGAAAGUGGAAUCCAAUUAGUCGUCGCUGGAGGGAACAUUUUGAGAAACUUGCUAAAAUUGAUGCCAGUAAAACCAUUAGACUAGGAAGUCUUACUCUUGUACUCAAUGCUGAAUUUCAGAUUGCUAAAGGAAGUGACGGAACAGAAGUUUUUCUUGGUCUGAGGGAUGACGGCUUAGAGGUAGCUGUGAAACGAAUGAUUAAGUCUAAUUACCAAAUCCUAAAAAACGAGGAGGUAUUUUUAAGACUUCCACAACUUGAUAGUCCCUCCAUUGUGCGAUAUGUAGACUUUGCAGAAGAUGAAAAUUUUGGAUACCUUGUCCUACAGCUAUGUGAGUACACUCUGGAAGAGUACAUCGAAGGACACUUACCAGCUGAAAGUGGUGAGAUGGCUGAUGUUUUGAAGAAGCUUGUGAAGGAAGUGCUCUGCAGCUUACAGGUUUUACACAGCCAAGAUACCAAAGUGCUCCAUCGGGAUAUCAAACCCCAGAAUGUUCUGAUUGACAUAAAUGGAAAAGCUAGAUUGGCUGAUUUUGGCAUAAGUCGUCGACUCAACCUAAGCCAAACCACUUUACGAACAGGCAUUGCUGGAACUAGAUUCUGGAAGGCAAAGGAAACCAUAGAUGAGGAGAGCAACAGUGGGUACAAAAGGAGUUCUGACAUUCAGGUUGCUGGGAUGUUAGUGUACUACAUUCUCUCUAGAGGGCACCAUCCAUUUGGCAAAGGUCUCUUUUGUGAAGUCAACAUUCUCCAAGGAAAAUACUCAUUGGAACACCUGGAUGAUGAUGUGGCGAAAGAUCUUGUUGAGUGGAUGAUUAAUGAAAAUCCAAAAGACAGACCAACUGUGGAGCAGACUCUUGCACACCCCUUCUUCUGGACUGAUGACAGGAGACUGGAGUACCUGAAAAAAUUGGGUAAUCAGACUGAGGCUGAGAACUGUCGCAAUGCUGACGAGGAUCUCCUUCAUGCCAUUGAAAAAUACACCGAGGGGAAAACCUUUUCUGAAUGGAAAACUAAAUUGCCAUCUGAGUUUGUUCAGAAACUGGAUGGAAAGAAGAAAGCCUAUCCUGAGAACACACUGGGCCUGCUGCGAUUUGUGCGCAACCUGCAUGAGCAUUAUCCAGAGGAUGCAGAGUAUAUCAACUUGAUGAAGAUAUUCCCUGAUCUCUUUGGCAGUGUGUUCAGGUUUGCCAAGGAGAGAGGAUGGAACUCCAGGGCGAGUCUGAAAAAGUUCUUCAGUACAGUUCCACAGAUUUAAUUUUUGAUUACAUAUGACCGUUGAUUCCGCCUGUAUGGCUCAUUCUCAGCAAGCCAUUUGUGCUUGAAAAUUUCUGGAAAAAAUGUUUUACUUCAUGUACAACUUCCUUAUGGCGAGUUUAGGCAUUUAUAGCUCAAAUUAUUGUAAGCUUUGUCUAUCAUCUACUACAUCAUGUUAAGUUUUCCAUACAUUGUGUACACCAUCUACUGGAUGGAUAUUUUGCAAAUACUCCUCAACAAGGAUUUCCUACAUAUAUUGCAUCUACUGCAGAUAAAUUUCACCAUUCACUUGUGCAUGUUUCAUUGUUUUUGGUGCAUGUUUCUUUUUUUUCUUUUUUCUUUUUUACAUUGAUAUUCAUGGUUACUUGUUUGCACCUUUCACACUUGUUUUCAAAGCCUCUUAGCAUUUCUGAUGCAGUUAUAUUUUGCUUAUUGAAAUAACAGAACAGAAAGACAUUUAUAGAAACAUGAUUAUUGUGUGUUUUUUUAAGUUCAUCUUUUGUUUAUUGCUGUCAUUCAGUCCUAUUGACAUAAGGCAUUCAAUAAAUCAUAAUAUAAAACUCU
Molecule: messenger RNA, 3943 nt
Organism: Myxocyprinus asiaticus (Chinese sucker)
Lineage: Eukaryota; Metazoa; Chordata; Actinopteri; Cypriniformes; Catostomidae
Exons: 8
Coding region: 663-3380 (905 amino acids)
Biological process (GO): intrinsic apoptotic signaling pathway in response to endoplasmic reticulum stress; protein phosphorylation; IRE1-mediated unfolded protein response
Cellular component (GO): IRE1-TRAF2-ASK1 complex
Molecular function (GO): ATP binding; RNA endonuclease activity; protein serine/threonine kinase activity
Source: RefSeq, a predicted model, not a curated record